This is a messenger RNA of Brassica oleracea var. oleracea, 2481 nucleotides long. RefSeq names its product putative protease Do-like 3, mitochondrial. NCBI's taxonomy places the organism in Eukaryota, Viridiplantae, Streptophyta, Magnoliopsida, Brassicales, Brassicaceae. Gene Ontology annotation, molecular function: serine-type endopeptidase activity; protein binding. Gene Ontology annotation, biological process: proteolysis. The coding region runs from base 374 to 2341 and encodes 655 amino acids. The record is from RefSeq and is a predicted model, not a curated record. The transcript has 8 exons.
AGAGAAAGAAUUGAUGUUUUUUAUUAAAUGAAUAAUGGAUCGUUUGUACAUGAGUUAAUAGUUUAGAAACUAACUAUAACUUGGAAAAUAAGUAAAUCUUGGAGAACAAGUAUAUCUAAAACUUGCCUCUUAGAACAGAAAUAAACCAUAUAUUUUAUUGGUGUAAAUGGAAAGAAGUCUAAUAUCAUAUAUUAGAUAGUUUAGUUCAUUUUACAUAAUUGCGCUAUCGUAGUUUCGUUCAUUUUCCAUAAUACCUUAUGGAAAAGUUCCUUAGCGAUAUAUUGCUGCCGGUUUGUGCAAGUUAAUCGUUUAAAACCUACUCGCAAUUGCUUAAACCCUCUUGUACCCUACAAUCAAGCAUCAACUGCUCAAGAUGUACCGCUCUGUCUGUACCAUGUCCAGGUUCUACUGCAACUCGAGCGGUCUUGUUCCUCGAUUUCUUGUUGUUUGUAACAAUUCUGCCCCGAAGACUGCAACGCUGAGAUACGUUUCGUCUUCUAAUCUGCGCUGUUUUUCUUCGAAGACAUCAACGCCCGCACCAUCUGACACUGCAAAAGAUAAGAUAACCCCGGUGGUGAACAAAUUUUCGUUCUCUAGCAUCUUUCAAGGUUGGAUGAAUGGACUUAUUCAACAAGAAAAAGAACAACCCGUUGUAAAUGAAGCGAACAACACAACUCCUUCGGUUACUCAUCAAGAGAAAGAAGAAUCUAGUGUGGAUGAGGCAAAAAACACAACUCCUUCGGUUACUCAUCAAGAGAAAGAAGAAUCUAGUGUGGAUGAGGCAAAAAACACAACUCCUUCGGUUACUCAUCAAGAAAAAGAAGAAUCUAGUGUGGAUGAAGCAAAAAAUACAACUCCUCCGGUUACUCAUCAAGAGAAAGAAGAAUCUAUUGUGGAUGAAGCAAAAAAGACAACUCCUCCUUCUGCUAUUGAUUUAGCUCUUAACUCAGUGGUUAAGGUCUUCACCGUCUCUAGCAAGCCUAGACUUUUUCAACCUUGGCAGAUUAGUAUGCAGAAUGAAUGCUCUGGCUCUGGAUUUUUAAUAUCGGGAAAGAAGAUUAUUACAAAUGCGCAUGUGGUGGAUAAUCACACAUCGGUUAAAGUACAAAAGCACGGUUCAGCCACCAAGUACAAAGCAAAAGUUCGAAUGAUUGGGCAUGAAUGUGAUUUAGCCAUCUUGGAGGUCGAUAACGAUGAGUUUUGGGAGGGAAUGAACUUCUUGGAGCUUGGAGACGUACCCAAGCUGCAGGAAGAGGUGCACCUUGUUGGCUAUCCUUGUGGUGGUGACAGUAUAUCCGUUACAAAAGGUGUUGUGUCGAGAGUUGAACUAAAAGAAUAUAGUCACAGCUCGACAGAGCUACUCACAGUACAAAUAGAUGCAGCUAUCAAUUCUGGAAAUAGUGGUGGUCCUGUAUUUUUGGGAAACAAAGUGGCUGGUGUAGCAUUUGAAGGUUUGUUCUGGUCCGAUGGUAUUGGUUACAUGAUUCCAACUCCAGUAGUUAAGCACUUUUUAGACUGUGUUGAAGAAAAACAUGUUAGUUUCGGCUCAAUGAAUAUAUCAUAUCAGAUGAUGGGGAAUGCACAAAUUCGUGACUAUUUCAAGAUGAGCAAAGAUAUGACAGGGAUUCUUGUAAACGAAAUAAACCCGCUGUCCGAUGCUUACAACUUUCUGAAAAAGGAUGAUGUUAUUCUGGCCAUUGAUGGUGUUCCUAUAGGAAAUGAUAGUAAAGUUCCGUUUCUUAACCAGGACACCGUAGAUUUCAAGCAUUUGGUCUCUAUGAAGAAACCAUCUGAAACAGCUCUAAUUAAAGUGUUAAGAGAGGGAAAAGAGUGUGAGUUCAACGUCGGUCUAAAACCUGUGAAACCGCUAGUUCCAUUGCAUAAUUUUGACAAGAUGCGAAGUUACUAUAUAUACGGAGGGUUUCUUUUUGUACCUCUAUCCCAACCAUACAUUGAUGGCUCUUAUAUGUGCGAGUGUUCUUCCAAAAAGAUGCCCAAGAAAGCCAGUGAACAGAUAGUAAUCAUUUCUCAGAUCUUAGAGGAUGACAUCAACGCAGGAUACGCCAGUUUUGAAGAUUUGCAGGUGAAGAAAGUGAAUGGAAUCGAAGUGGAUAAUCUGAAGCAUCUAAGUCAAGUCAUAGAGGAGUGUAGCACCGGGUAUUUGAGGCUGGAUUUGGAAAACGAAAAGGUUCUCAUCCUCAAUAAUAAGUUGGCAAGAAAAGCAAAUUCUACGAUCUUGAAAGAACUCAAAAUACCGUCGGCCAUGUCCGAUGACCUUCAACCUAGGCAGGUUAACAGAAGCCGCUUAGUUAGUCCUCGGCAUAGCAAGAAAAAUAAUUAGUUCCGGCCACUGAUUCAGCUUCAGCUGCAGCAUUAUCCCUUCUAAGAUAGUAGGAUUUUAUAAAGUCAUCAAUAGAACAAAAAUUGUUUUGACUUUUCAUAUUUUUUUUUUUUUGAAACUGACUUUUCAUAUUUUUUUGU